AUGUUUGAUGUUGUGUUGUUCCAGUACCAGCAAAACCUGCUUCAUAGACAACAGUAUCUCCUGACAUCAGGAGUGUCGCAAGACCACAAAGAGCAUCAAAAUGGGAGAGUAGCAGCCACACCAAAUCUUAUUCAGUUUCCUGGCGGAGCCUCUUUUCCUCCCAAUCAUUGCUAUCCUCAUACAGCCAUCUACCCCCAACAGCAUGCCGUUCAAGCAAAUGUUCCUUACCCUGUGGUGGUUCCUGGAAGACCACUUGGCAGUCGGGUUGCAACAGUUCCACAGAGGCUUCCACCUCAUAUGAUUAUGCAAACGCGUUAUACUGCUGGAGUACAGCCAGCUUCUAAUUACGUUGCUCAAGGAAUUCCUAUGCGUCCUGGCGUACAAUAUCCAAAUGUGCCAGUAAGAUAUAUGCCAUAUGAAGGUGAAAUGGAAGCGCCUGUUUACAUCCCUGCUCAAGGCCAGGUUACCAUGCCACCGGGAACUGUUAUCUACACCCGAGAUGGCUGCCCUGUAAAAGGUGAGGAAGAAGAUGUGGGUACGAAGAGGAGAAGAACCGGUAAACGUAAAAAAGAAAGUGUUGAUGACGAAUCGAAUCAACAAAAAGAUGCUGUUGAACCUACCGGACCACCUGCUCCUCUUACACAUGGAGAACUUUUGAAACAAAAGAAAAGAAACAUGGCGUUCCCGAAAGGCACAUUUUUGGUCCGCUAUGCUGAUCUGGAGAGUGAAGAGUAUGCUGGACACAUAUGGCUUGUUGACAACCAUCAGCUAUUACAAAAAUACACCUAUGACGGACUGGAUGCAUCUAACGUAAAAGUAUUUAGUCGCACCGAAAGAGUAAGUUCUAAUUGUUUUACCACUGUCUCUGCUGACAAUCUGAUUUGUUUUUAGUA
Strongylus vulgaris is the source of this 893-nucleotide messenger RNA. NCBI's taxonomy places the organism in Eukaryota, Metazoa, Nematoda, Chromadorea, Rhabditida, Strongylidae. The record is from the annotation of a GenBank genome assembly.